This is a messenger RNA of Anarrhichthys ocellatus (wolf-eel), 10460 nucleotides long. RefSeq names its product shisa family member 9a (gene shisa9a). Lineage: Eukaryota; Metazoa; Chordata; Actinopteri; Perciformes; Anarhichadidae. Gene Ontology annotation, cellular component: dendritic spine membrane; postsynaptic membrane; AMPA glutamate receptor complex. The transcript is spliced from 4 exons. The coding region runs from base 451 to 2364 and encodes 637 amino acids. The record is from RefSeq and is a predicted model, not a curated record. Gene Ontology annotation, biological process: regulation of AMPA receptor activity; regulation of short-term neuronal synaptic plasticity.
CUCCUCUCCUUUUGCGCACCAGACUCUCCCACCCUCGCCUCUUCUAUUCGCUCACUGCGCUCCCGUCCUCUGCGCGGCUUGUGUCUCUGCCUACUCCUGCGCGUAAGAGCGCACCCGAUGGAUAUGCAAAGUGAUGCACUCCUGAAAACGCCAGAUCUGCGCCUGCAAAUACCUCUGUGAAAGACGUACGGACGCGCAGCAGAUAACCCGCGUCGGAGCGCUUUUAGUUAGAUUAAGCCAAGUUCAUUCCACGGAGACUGUUUUUUAUUCUGCGCUUUUCUUUCUUUUGGAUGAUGAUAUGUUAAUAAAGAUGUUCGUCGGCGCGGAUGACGGUGCGUUGCUAUUUGGAUGUGUGUUUCUGGACUUGUCAGCAUAUCAUGACCGCGCGCCCUUUCCCCUCUCCCCAAGUCUUUUCGUGUCUGCGUGAAGUUGACCGGCGGAGGAAGCACGAUGAGAGGGAAAUACUUUCUCCUCUUCUUCUUGUUGCUCAAAGUUAUGGCUCUCGUGUGCAAGGCUGACGGGGAGCCGGGGCUGCUCGGGGGAUUCGUCAUGAUCGCCACCUCCAACGGCUCCAGGGAGGAGGAGAGCGUGUCCGAGGAGACCCCGCACACGGAGGACAGGUGUCGGGGUUACUUCGACGUGAUGGGCCAGUGGGACCCGCCGUUCAUCUGCAAGACGGGCAAUUAUCUGUACUGCUGCGGCACCUGUGGCUUCCGCUUCUGCUGCUCCUACAAGCACUCGCGGCUGGACCAGAGCACCUGUAAAAAUUAUGACACUCCGGUGUGGAUGAAGACCGGACAGACGCCCUACAAAAAAAUUAACAAGAUAAUCGACAGCACCAAAGACAAGACGAACUUAAUUGUUUACAUCAUAUGUGGAGUAGUGGCCAUCAUGGCUCUCGUGGGGAUUUUCACCAAAUUGGGGCUGGAGAAGGCGCACCGGCCUCAGAGAGAGAACAUGUCCAGGGUCGUCGCCAACGUGCUGCAGGGCGGGUGUCCAGGUGAGCAGUAUCGCGGGGAGGAGGCCCUUGGGAUGCAUUCGCAGCACUAUGUUUCCAGGGCCACAAACCUCCAGGGUGGCCAGAUCAACAACAACGUGGGACCGGGCGCCAACGUGGGCCAGCAGCACCCUUACCCUGCCUUCAGCCAGCUGGCUCACGUCUACGAACAGCAGCAGCAACAACAACAACAACAACAACAACAGCACCACCAGCAGCAGCAGCAGCAGCAGCAGCAGCAGCAGCAGCAGCAGCAAAACAAGGAUCUGAACAAGUACGCCUCCCUGAAGGCUGUGGCUGCCAAGUACAACGGUGAAGUCUACAACAAGCGUCGGCUGAUGGUGGAGCUGCCAACGAAGGGCGGGCUUCCUCUCCAGCCGAUGGGCAACUCCAGACCCUCCAUGGGCAAUAUGUCAUCAAUGACUCCCCCGAUGACUACCAACCCCAUGGCGUCCAACCAUAUGGCCUCCAACCCCAUGGCGUCCAACCACAUGGCCUCCAACCACAUGGCCUCCAACCACAUGGCCUCCAACCCCAUGGCCUCCAACCACAUGGCCUCCAACCCCAUGGCGUCCAACCACAUGGCCUCCAACCACAUGGCGUCCAACCACAUGAACCCCUCCAUGACCCAGAUGACCUCCAUGACCCAGAUGACUUCCAUGACCCCGAUGACCUCCAUGAUGCCCAUGACCUCUAUGACACCCAUGACUUCCCUCGCCCAGAUGACCUCCAUGACCCCUAUGACCUCCAUGACCCCUAUGACUUCCAUUACCCCCAUGACAUCCCUGGGUCCACUGACUCCGGAGCCGGUGGCCACCUACGUCACCGAGAUGCCCAGCAUCUCUUCCGUCUCAACCCUCCCGACAGAGCGGCACAUGGCCAGUGUCGGAGGAGGAGGGGGGGGACUCAAGCUGAAUGGCCAGAAACUCAAAAGCAGCCAUGGUCAUGUGGGCCACAGCUCUCACAGCUCUCACACUCACAGUCAUGGUCACAGCCACAGUAGCAAGCCGCCAGGACUCGGGGCUACCUCCCUGGCACACAUGGCAGGGACCAUGCCAGGUGGCACGUCCCUGGGUAUCUCCAGAGCCGCAGAGACAGCCAUUGGCUCCAGCUCAGCUACAAUGGGCCGCCCAAUGGCGUACAGUUCCAACACAAUCGCGGCUGGGCAUUCGAUGGGGCUCGGGCUGAAGGGCUGGGACGGGACUGAGACGGUGGGCCGGAGGAAGACCUACGGGCACAGGAGGCCUCAGUGUACCGUGCUUGAGCCCAACCAGCUUCACAGCACCAGAGGCCAGAGCCACAGCCAACACUUCCUCCCCACACAGCCCUACUUUGUGACCAACAGCAAGACAGAGGUGACUGUGUGAGAGAGGGAAAACAGGGAGAAAGAGAGGGGGAAAGGAUGCAUGCGGAGUGACAGCACAAGUAAUCUCUGAGUGGAGACACCAACCCCCGCGUUGGUCAACAGUGCAGAUCAAUGUGUGUGUUUGUGUGGCUCGUUGGUAUACUGGUGAAUGUGGUGGGACAGCGUUUCAGAGUGGUCCGCGUUUCACGAACAGAGUUCACCAAUCAAAUCACUAAACGGACGUUUGUUGCCAAUAGGAAUGGCAUCUGUAACCAUAACUUCAAAGAGCCUACAGAGCAGGGCCGUGUGUACACUUGUGGUGAUAUUAGAGUGUUGUCUCACAGCUAAUAUCUACUUCGUAAUGAUAACAACAAUCUGAGAAUUACAGUACAACACACAGAUGAUUAAGUGAGAAACUGCAAAAAAAAAGGAUUGGCUUUACGAACCAAUGCUGAGAAGCAAUAUAAGGGAUUAAAGCACCGAAGCUGGAAGGACAAACACAGCAAGUUUACCCACAAACCUUGCAACAACAAAGCGGCAUCUGCCCAACAAAGCGUUGAAUGGCUUGGAAGAAAUAACAUUCCCUUAUGAUUCAACCCCCCCCCCACUCCCAAAUCUCCUGAGGGCUCUGAAACAGGCACACAUGAUGAGCACUGGGCUUCGGACUGCAGACACGCAGGGCUUUGUACUGUGGCUAUUCAGGAGCGCCUUCAUAAGAUCUGCAGCUGAAGGUCGCCCCUUUUUCCACAAGGCUCCAGCACAGAGAAUGGAGGCUGUCACACGGGCAUUGUUCUGUUCUGAUCUCGUCUGCGCGGUGACAGCCAGCCCAGAGGAGGGAUGAGGAGGGAUGAGGAGGCAGCGAGGCGGAAUCUGGAUGAUGCCGCAGCUAGCAGAGGCUCUACGGAGCAGGAUGUCUCGUGCCCGCACAUACAUUCACGCACAUGCAGGAGCAUAUUUUUACUCAAACACAUAAAGAAACAUAUACUGUAGAAAUACCGCACACUAGGGUGUGACCAGCAUGGCUUCUCAAAGAAUGAUACCAAUCAUUUUAGAUUAGAAUUGCGGACGGCUGACAUUUCGUUUAAUUUGCGCAUAUUUGUCAUCAUUAAAUUUGACUGUUUUUAUUUCAAAAAUUCAGUUCAGUGUUUCCCCAAACUGAUAUUCUCAGCAGUGAAUUUGGAUCGCCACAGUACUCAAGAAAAAUUUAACUUUCAGAAAUGGCAGCUAAGUCGGAAUGACCCGCCGUAUCCAUUCAAGGACAGGGUACAGUUUUGGACAUAUAAAUAUUUUUGAAUCAGAAAACCAGUUACAACAGGCUUGCACAAUUUAAGGGAUAAUUUUGUGAAAGACAUGUAUUUGCUUUGUUGUUAAGAGUUAGCUGAGAAGAUUGAUACCACUUAUGUUUGCAUGUUCAACACGAACCUACAGCCAGUAGUUGGUUAGCUUAGCACAAAGACUGGAAACGGGGGGGAAACAGCUAGCCUGACAGCCUAAUAACAAAAUCUGCAUAUAAGCAUUUCAAAAGAUCACUCAUUUAUAUGUUAUAUCUAGCUUGCUUUUUUUAAAAUCUGAACAAAGACCGAACUGUACAAAAAAUGGUUUAUGUGCCAGACUUUUUCUUUGCUGGACACAGUAACUUCCUGGAGUCUUAUCGUCAUCGUGAGGUUGUCAGGCAACUAAAUAAAGUAUUUCUUUGAAAGAACAAAUACAUUGUGCAAAAAAUAAAGCAAUUUUAAUGUAGCUAUGUUCAGGAAUGGCCUUCAUCAUAUUAGAAGUGGACAAACUGACCUAUUAAAUGGAAAAUGUGUUUUUAUGUAUGUAUUAGUUUAAUCAAACACAGACACAUAAAAUAUAGCUCAAUUGAGCACCUAUAUUGUUCGGUAGACCAAAUGCAAGCUUUGGCUUCUCAACAUUUUAGUUCUGCACAGAUUUUUGCAUCGGAUGUUAUACUUCUCUAGUUUUAGACAAAGGCAAGAAACUACUGUGAAAAGUGGAUGUAACAGGAAUGAAAAAUACUAUUUUUUUUAGCUGGUGAUAGAAGUCGCUGCCACAAGACGCUAGGAUAGAUUAGAUCACUCACCGUCCUCGAGUUUUAGCUGAAAACUAUCUGGGUUACAUGACUCCAACACAAAAAUAAAUCCUAAAGUCUGACAAAUAGGUCAAAUCUUCUCGGGGCUUCUCCGAGCCGGUUUGCUUGUUUUGUAAUGAUGUAAGAUUUAUUAGCAGCUGCAGCCACACUUAUCAUAUUGACCUUGUUAUCUCAAUUGCUUCGUCCACCUCUAAGACCCUCUUUACGCUUGGGAUUUAGACGCAUCUUAAGCGAUUAGAUUGUAAUCAGAAUAUGCUUGGCCACAUUCAAAUAGAAUAUAAAAGACAGCGAGGAUGAAUUACUCGUCUAAAUCAUCUCCGAAGCUGGUCAGAGAACCAUUUGGCUUCACAGUAAAUGCAGUUGCGUUAUAAAUGUGUGUGCAGGUCCAGCCUAGCAGCAAGCAAGAAAAAAGGUUAAAAUAGUCCAAUGUAAAUGUAAGAGAGGUGCAUAUGAUGACCGAUUGAGAAAUAAAAACAACACUGGAUUUCACAUUUGAUUUGGAGCUCCAGCAGAGCUACACUUAGUUUGGGUACACUGUGUGUCCAGAAAUGUAGAUGUGACGUACAAAAUGGGGGGGGGGGGGGGUCUAACACUCCAGCUUCUAAAUCAAAAAGAUGAAACAGCUAAGGCAGUUGAGAGUAACAUGAGGGGGAACCACCCGCCGCCUCGAGGGUCACAUGUCUGGAAACCUGGGACCAAAUUGAAAGCGUGAAACAGGAUUUAAGAAGUCAUCAGAGCAUUAAAAUGUGUCACCUUUUACACUCACAACUAAGACAUGCACACACACGCACACACACGCAUGCGCAAACAGAAUACAUUACAGGGUGGACUCUGCUUUCUCUCUGCUCCCACAGUGCCGAGCGGCAGGCGUCGUCACAGCAGGGAGAACAAAAGAGUCGGUACUGUUACUGCUCCUGUUGUGUAUGAAAGACUGUGAAACUCCAGACCAUGGCCCUUUGUAGCGAUACCUGAUUAUGCUUUAUACAUAGCCUCCCUCUCAAUCGCUUUGCUUUUUUAAAAUUAUUUUCUUCUUCACUUCUCCCCACCCCCCCUUUUCUUCUUUUGCUCCCUCGAUGUCUGACUUGAGAAAUAUCUGCGAGAAACAAAUACAGGGCUGUGAUGAAUCUUUUCUGCAACAGUGGAGUACACAUCGUGAUGAGAAGGUGAAUACAAAUAAUUCACCCCGCACCUUGAAAGACACGAUUGGUUUACGCCCCUCAUGUGCAUUGUUCGAGCAGGAAAUGUAAGUGAUUGAUUGUGUGCCAAAAAAAAAAAAAAAUGUAAUUCAGUUUGCAGUACCAUUGUGUGUCCUCUUGAACACUGCGCAAAUUUCACUCUUUAUAACUUUUUCUAUGUCUGCGUAUGUGUGUGUGGAUCCAACUUUGGCAUAUGAUUAUUGUCUCUGAAGAAGUCAAAACUCAAACAAACAAGGCAAACAAAAUGGAUCGUAUAUAAUUGGAGUUCACAAUCCCAUAAACCUGUUAGCUUCCGAUGAGAAUCCUUUGCAAAUAUUUUUUUAUUUUUUCCCCUCCACCUUGUAUUACUUUCCGCCUUUUCUUGCCAGCUGAUGGUUUUGUUUGCGACAGAGUUGAGAAGCAGGUCAAUGUUUUCCUGAGGAUAUGCAUUAUCGGACCCAAUUGACUUAAUCCAGCGCCGCAGAAAUGUGGAAAUAUGAUCCCUCCUCGCCAUCACAUACUGCUCCAUCCUUAAAGCCUAUUCAGCUCUGCAAGAGCAGCCGCCGGAACAAUAGAUAAGCAGGCUGGGCAGUUGGUAAACAAAAAACAAAAAAACACCUCAUCCCUCACGGUAACAUCCAAAAUAAACCCCGAUAGAAAGCGGGGAAUUGGUUGCGCUUGCUGGGUCGCGGUUGAUAGGGUCAGGGCCCACAGAUGAGUGGGUUCAGGAGGCAGUCAUGUCUGAUAUUUUUCAUCUGACGAGUCAGUCGGACAAAAAAAUGCCACAGCAGAGACUAAAGGACACUGGUAGUCUGCAGGCCCAAAACAGCCAGCUCAGUAACAGAGCCAGUGGGAGCUCUAAGAGCAGUAAGCGUUCAUCAUUCAUUGCGAGAUUCGGGUUUUUUUUUCUACAGUUUGACAACACAAUUUGGUGAUUAAAUGCAGUCUUUGUACUUAUCAUCGGUACCGGCUCAACAUACUUUAAUAAUAAGUACGUUCAGUGGCUAAUAAACAACUGUGAAACCAGCCAAGUCCAAAGAAACAGGGGAAAAAUGUGCAUCAUUUAUUAUAUAUCAUUAUACCAUCGUCUGGGUGAACACUGCAUUCUGAUUGGCUGCAGGGUGUCCAUUAAUUCCUGAUAAUGGACACCUACGAAGUAAAAAAAAAAAAAGAAAAUCUGAAUAUCUUAUUUACAACACAGAGUGAGAUGUGAAUUUGCGCUGUUGCAUAAACUGCAGACAGUUUGAGACAAGGGUUGCUGCUACAGAUAUGUCUUUAUUUAGCAUUAUUUUAGCUUGCGAGCUAACAAGUUUUUUUUUUCUCCCCAAUUACUCUUUAUUGAAAUCAUGUAAAAUCUGAGAACAAAAAGCCAGCGGGUAAAAAACCUUGGAGAGCUACUGUGACUGACUAGCGCUAGCAUGGAAAAGCUACGGUAGCUAACGCUGCCAGGAGCCAUUACGUCACCAAACGUCUGUGGCACAUUGUGGUUUGACCAGGCCUUGAGUCAAAACUAGCCAAUGGAACAAUUCCCUCCACCCAGCUGGCCACCCUAUAGUAACUGACAUCGCGCAAUAUAGUGUCAGUGAUCACCUUCACCUCUUAGUGUCUUACCUACCGCGACACUGCCGAACGAGUUCCAAAAUUAGGGAUGACCUCUCAGUGUGAACACAUUGCUCCAAACCAUUUAGGUCCUGACGACCCAAGUGGGUGCGCUGCCUGCCGCAGCUCCGAGGUCUUUCUGCAUUAUUCUUUUAUUCUGUCCUGCCUGAUGAGGAGCGGCGGUGCAAAUGGCCUAAUUAUAGGAAUCAGACCCCGAGUUAGAGGGCGCAGCAGUUCACCGGCGCAUUGAUCAGCAACAGAGGCGGGAGCAAGAGUUCGGGCCAGUCGAACAACGGCCCGAAGUGAUGUGGAGUUCUCUUUGGCCCUGUGACCUGGAGUUAAUGACUAAUUGCAUAUUGUGUUUUUUCCAUGGAUGAAAUAUUUUGACUGACUUUUACACCCAUCUUGUCAUUAUUAAUCAGAGUUAAUCAAGCAAGACCUAUCUGUCUGGUAAAUUCUGAUGUCUGGCGAUGACACUUUGCUUUCCGGAGUGAGUGACGAAUGGAAACACAAACCGCAGGGAGCGCUGAGUUCAGCCUUGGUUUACUUUGCUAUGAAGGGGGGGGGGGGAGCUAGCAAGCUUAAGCCGCGUGCAGUUUGUUGAUUUCAAUGAUUUCUUUUACUGUAUCUUUUUUCCUUGGCAUGAUCCACACUGCUACACUGUGUUCCUCCUUACUGCUGACCCCUACUGUUGUCCUCUGGACAGUCAUAUGUGUCCUCCGAUACACUUCUUACCCAACAGUGAAGAGCUUUACUCUGGUUAUUGACCCCCCCCCAGAUCCCACCCCUCUUUGCACAGGUACCCCAACCAUGAAGUAAGAGUCUCUAGUGCAACGACAAGGAUCCCUCGCUGGCUUCCCAACACUGCCAGUCGUGCUCUGCCUGGGUCGAACCCGGGUUCUCUGGGACAGAACAGUUUAGCCCUCCACCGCCUGAGCUCCCUGCCUCUCACAGCCAUGAAGCCACCACUGUGCUCAUUUUAUGAAGUGCUCCGACUGUCACGUUUGGAGUGUUUCUCUGUCUGGAUCCUCCUUAAAGAGCAAACAGCAAGGGUGGCAGAUGAGGGAGAGGGUUUUUGACUUGUCUCGAAAACAAGACGGGAGGGCAAACACCUAACAAACUCACCUGCCUACCUACGAAAUGCACAUUAACGAGAGAUAGCAACAACACGACUGAGAAUUACUGCAGCCUACACUCCCACUAGCCCACACGAGCUUCACUGAGAGGCAGAAAUUGGCAGGUGAGAUGUGAAUGGGAUUUGAAAACUUCUCCCUUGCUUUAGCAGAGAAAGAGGCCUAUUAAUAGCACAAAAAAAAAGCAACCCCAUUAGACUAGUUGUUCUGAAAUCAAGCCUCUCUUGUUCAGCAGAGCACACAGUCGCUGUGAGAAAAACCACACAGUCGAAUAUCUACAAGGAAUAUUCAAUAAGAGACCGAAAAAAAAAAGGAGCUGUACUGGGACCAGUGGCCAGGGGGGCUUUACGAGUUUUUUCACUGUGGUCUUUAAUCACCGAAAACCCAGAGUGGGGACUGAGUCCACAGUGGCACACAAAGACAGAAAAGGGACUUAAUGUCAACACUUGUUAGGGGGGGGGGGAGCUUUGAAUUAUUGAUAUCGCUAAAUGUUGGUGGUGCGUGGCACGUGAGCCCUAACAGCUCCAUUUGCAAAGCUGUGAAUCAGAGAUGACUGUUGACUCACACACACACACACACACACACACACACUUUAUGUUGUGACAGUAUUGUUACAGACUCUCAGACUUGUUUUGAUUAUUAAUGCCUCGGCUCUAUAGAUUCCCCAAAUCAAUCACUGAUUCCUCCAGACAGAUUGGCCAUUACUAACAUGCACUGUAACACGUAUUUGUCAGCUCCUCUUUGGGCUGAGUGUUUGUUUACACUGUGUGUCCCAUUCAAGCUACAGAUGUGAAGCACGGGUCGUUCUUGAUGUCGGACUGAAUCGGGACAAUGCCGUUGUCUGUAAAUAUUAAUUUCUUGGUGGGGAAGAAAGUCUUUUCUCCCCUUAAUCACGACAGAUAAAAUGCAAAUACUCUUAAGUAUACUCUCUUCAUUCAAGGACAGAAGGAGCAGCGGUUCUCAUGAUCAGAAAGUGGGACAUGUACAGUACAUCUGGGAUGACACUAAAGGGCUCAAACACAACGUUACUUUUUUUUUUUUAUUUACCAGGUUUUCCUCGACUCUCUUCUUUUCAAUCUUUUUACCGUCGCCGUUCGCUGGACUUGAUAGCAUUAUAAGCAUGUACAGCCUACGAGGAGCAGCAUCUGUACCAUCACAAAAACAAAAAAAAAAUCAGUAUUAUCAGUAUAUUAUCAAAAGGGGUUCUCGUCAGCUAUGUUUACGACUUUGUAUAGCAUCGGUCCUUAUGCGCAAUGUUUUCAACAAUCCGGAGCUUCUGCACACGGAGACGGAGGAGAUGCAGUGUUUGUUGUCCAGUAACGCUCGACAUCUGUUUUAAAAAGGGUUUUGCUCCAAUGCUGUGCUUUAUAUGUAUGAUUAUCAUUUAUUUAUUUAUUUAUUAAUAAACCUGUAUUACAUUUACUUGCUGUUAGAAUGAACGGACGGAUAUCAAUCACAGCGGAUGUGAGGGAAACACUCUGGUUAUUGACCUCUGCUUGGGAUUUUCCAUUAUCUUUGAAGGAUCAAUAAGCUAUUUGCGAUAUGAAUACUAUCCAUUAACAAGCCUAUCCUUUUAUAGAAUAACCCAUUGAUUAACUCAUUUUGGUGUUAAUCAUGCAUUACAUACAAAGUCAUAUGAGAUCCAAUUUUCUAUUUUUGAUGUUCAGACCAGUUUGUGGUAUUUAUGCAUAUGUGUAUAUGGAUACAUAUGGCCCCAACACUGCAUUUAUGCGUAACUAGUAAGGCAUAUUUUCUAUGGUAGAGCCCAUCUCCCACUAUUGUUUGCACAGUAGCUUAUAUUAUGCACCGUGAUGACCCAUUGUCCUUUUACUGUUUACUGACUUUAUAAUUUGUGACAUUAAGUUAUGAAAAAGCUGUAUUUUGGUACUAUUCAGAUAUUGUUAGAAAAAGAGAUAUAGAAGACGUUUUGUCCCAGAAAUAUAUUACCAUAGUGUUUCUAUGAAUUUGUCUGUUUUAUUUAUUUUGGGAAGGGAUGACAGGGAUAUUUUUGUUCUUCUUUUGUUGAUGAUUUGCCAUCUGACAGUAUAUCACCAUUGUUCUACAGUAUAUACGACUUUCUUACGUGGCAAUAAAAGAUGACUUCUGUAAAAAAAAAAAAAAA